Paramuricea clavata is the source of this 6760-nucleotide messenger RNA. Lineage: Eukaryota; Metazoa; Cnidaria; Anthozoa; Malacalcyonacea; Plexauridae. The record is from the annotation of a GenBank genome assembly.
ACCAUAUGUGAAGGUUUACCACAUGUAUGCAAAUUGCUAGCGUUAUGACAGGCCGGAUUUUCGCAUGGCUAAACUUAAUAAUAUAAAGCUUUAUGUAAACAGUUGUAAAAUACAGCCGUUAAUUUUAAGAUUUGAUUUGAUCAGUGCAUAUUAACAAUCUUUAAUCAAAGAUCAUAAAAUUCUGAUCAUGUUAAAAUGAAUCUAUAGUCUGAACUAAGUAGUAAGUAGUAACAUUGAAUGUUUGAAGAAACUUUGGCACUUAUAAAGAAUCAUGUAGACUGUAAAGGUCAUUCAUAGGAUUCCUCUUAAAAAAGUCGAGACUGAUAAGGGGAUUCUUCGAACAAACAGUCAACCGUCAAUCCAACGCGUCCUAACGGUCAUAUGAUGCCAAGAAGAGAAGCACUAGGGGAACCGAACAAGACCAGUAUAUAUAUUGUCAUGUAAAUUGGUGAUCUGAACCGCUUAAAAUAAAAUAGUCAAUAUUUCAAGCUUCACUAAGGUUAGUACUAAAUAUCUAUACAAUACAACAAGUGGUCUUUGUUAUUAAUGCGUAUGCGGGUUUGAAGAAUUGUAUAUUUAUUCCACACUAUAAUUUCCUAAUGGCUUAGUCGUUUUAUUGUCGAUCAACGAAUUUCUCUGUCACUUCUUAACUAAAUAAGUGAUACCCGUUUACACGUUUAGUACAGUUUAUAACAACAUACCGAUUCAUAAAACUAAAAGACUAUAUCAUAGCUAAGUAGGGCAUGGACAGAACAUCCGGAUGUUUAAGUCCCCAGCGGGCUAGGCCGGUGGUAUAAUAUUGGGUAAUAUAAUCAGAAUUUUGGGCAUCUCACGCGAUAGAACUCAUGCAUUGUAGUCUGUAGAAGGGCAGUUUUGUAGGUGCGGGAAAUUUCAAUUGUAAAUUUUAUACAUUUAUUAAACCUAAAAUGGCUAUAUACCAGGAGCAGUUGCGAAAAAUGCAACUAUACCCCUGGUUAGGUCCAAUAAAUGUAUUACUAUAAUUAUAAAAUUUACACUCGGCGAAAUGUUAUUACCUACAAAACCCUUUUAUAUACUCUGUGACUAUAUAGACUAUAUAUACAUAUACAUAUACUGUUAACAUUUCGCCGUUUAUCCUAGAUCGAUCGUCAGAUGGGUAAGCGGCUCAAACGACAAAAGGGAAAAUAGCGAACACUAUCUCAUAUAUAUUAUACAUAAUUUAUAUGCAUAUACUGAAAACUCUAAUAUAUUAAUAUUAGUAAAAUCAAUAAAGACUAAAGGGUAAAGACUAAAGUUCACUUAAUCAGUUCAGAAGUCCGCUCAGAAACUGUAUAUGGCCAUAUGGGGUUGUUAUACUUUCAGAUGCAGUUACAUGCAGUGAGUUACUCUUUAUAAUAUAGAUUAUAGGUUUUAACUGUGUAAAUAUCAAGAUAAGAACUGAAUGUAGAAGGGUUUUUGUAGAUGGAAAUUUCGAGUAUUUUAUUGACAUAUAUACUUUGUGACACCACCCCCCUUGAAAACAUCUUGUCGGCAAAAUAACAGAUUUAUCGACAAAUUGUUUUCGUACUUAUAUUAGCGAAAAUAUUUGAGUGGCUCGGAUUAAAAAGUGCUGAAUAGUUAUAGCAAAAAUUUUGAUAACAAAUUACGGCACAUUAAUUCGAAAGUCAGUGAAAAAUGGUAUGUCCGGAAAUUUUUUUACUUGAAAGCCACGCAUGCGAGAGCAUGGUCAAUCCGUCAACAUGAAUAUGUAUUCUUGAAAACCAGCUUAAAAUUUACACUGAAAAAGUUUUUAAACAGCGCUCAAAGCUUUCUAUUAAUGCAUUUAUUCAUAUAAAACUUCUUAGCAGACUUACAAGUGAGAUUUUUCUUAUUUUUUUCUAAGAAUUGUUUGAAAUGUGACAUCUUUACACGCAUUUAUUCAAGUACAUACGCCAGAAUCGUAUACGACUAGUCGUAUCGUGUAGAUCAUGUUGGAAACGCUCCCUUCGUGUCUCUUUAAUGCCAUGUAGAAAACCGCUUGAUAUAUGCCUGCAUAAUAAAUGAACUUGCAUGCGGGCUCUUCUUGGCAGGUGUGUACACUCAGUAGUCUGUGUGGGAGAGUCAAAUCUAUAGACUAUAAUACUCCUUAAACCACAACCCAAACUCAUUAGUGUAUAGUGAGUGGUUUUGGCUAAUAUUGCCUUUUAGCUAAUAAGUGUUUUUCCUUUUAAUAUUGAAUGUACAUCGUGGGAAAAUAAGAAAACUAGUCCUUAAACCACAACCCAAACUCAUUAGUGUAUAGUGAGUGGUUUUGGCUAAUAUUGCCUUUUAGCUAAUAAGUGUUUUUCCUUUUAAUAUUGAAUGUACAUCGUGGGAAAAUAAGAAAACCCUGAGGACAAGGUUUGGAAAAUUCUGAGGCGCUCACAGAAUCCCAACCACGGAAAUAAAAAACCUUUAUUUGGUACGAAGCCGGCAAUCUUUCUCCUGCAUUUCAGUGUUUUUUUAUGAUAAAUUGUUGCUAAUAUUUCAUAUUAGCGCUUACAAAUAAAAUAUUUUAUACGCACCCGUAACAUUAAAAAUUUAAAGAGCGCCGCGGCGCUUAAACGAGUAAAUACUGUAAUCGCAAAUAAUUUUUCAGACGGUGCUUCGAUUAAGCGCCGCGUUGUUAAUAUUAAGUGCGGCGCUUAUUCGAGGGCGGCGCUCUUAUAAUAAUUUUGCUCUCAUAUGUGGCACUUAAUCGGGGGCGGCGCUCUAUCGAGGAGGCGCUUAAACGAGUAUCUAGGUUUUCCAGGGUUCAUUUUGACACAGCUCUCGUUUUCAGGAAAACGGGGUCACGUGAUCAAUUUCUGCAAAAGGACUAUUAUCGGUUGGAGCUAAAUAUACCCAAACGUAUCUAAAACAUUUUUAUGUUCCCUUUUCAGACAUACCGCAUGAUAAUGUAGCAAGGUCGUGCCAUAAUGGCGUUCAAGUUAAUCAUCAUUUACGCAUGUGCAGGAGUGGUAUCUUUCAUUAUUUGUUCGUUUCUCAUUCUACUACUGUACCGAUGGAAAGAUAAGAAGACAAAAGUUAGAUAUCCAUCAAUCGUCCUGACAUCCCAUGAUAGCCCACAGUUAAAAGAGAAACGACUUUGGACUCCUCCCAAAGGUAAAGAUGAGAUCGCCAAAUCCACAAAGAGAGGUGAACGGAGUGAGAAGGCAAGAAGUUAUUGGUUUCCAAAACGUGACAUCAGACCAUUUCUUGCACCUACAACAGGUGAAUACCAACAACCCGUCGUUUGUAAACAGGUACGAAGAUUUUAUAAUCAUUCUGAUUAUCAAGUUAAUUUUCAAUGUUAUAAAGACCACAGAAGCUCAGGCUCGCUAUUGUCCGUUGUUGUCUUUAUUCAGAACUAGCCCAAAGCCCCAAAUUACUCUACUUGCAACAAAGGUCAGCAGUGAUCGUGGACAUCUUAUGGACGAGGCCCUUGUGGGUAUACAUUUAUAUUUAUUACGUGCGGUGAUUAGCCGAGAUCGCAUAAUUGGAUUGGAUGUCAUCACGUGAUGUCACCAUCCAAUGACCAACUUGGUCAUGCCUUCCAGACAGAUUGGAGAAAUUGUAAACGCCUGCCUGUACAGUAUAGAACCCCAUUACCUCGAAUGACCACGGGAAAAAUAUUUAGCCGGGGUUCGAGAUAACCGAAUCAGUGUUAAAUUACAAAAAAUAAUAAUACUUAUUAUUAAAAUAAAUUAACGUGACUGAUCCAUUUAAUGACCGAUGAUAUAGCUUUUAUAUGUGGAAAAAUAUGAUAAACACAUGCAGUUUGCUCUAGGUAUCAAAGAGUGCAGCAUUCUUUAUUACAGUCUAUUUCGCGUGCAUGUUUACGCUGCAAAAUCAAAUAUACGUAUACGUACUCCCUAACAAAAACAACGAACCGAGUUUAUUCGAGUUCCUGGAAAAAGCUGCGGCAGCUCUAACAGAAUGGGAUCCUUGUUUUGUAGACUGAUGACGUCGGGAAAGGUCGUCUCAAGUUUUCUUUCAGCUAUGAUUACCACAUGGGAAAAGGAAAGUAUGUAAUAUAUAGAUUAUAUAUAGCCACUAAAACGAAAGGUGUCUAAACAGUCACCGACUGACGGACUGACACUGACUCGUACCCAGGCGCUUUAGGUACUAUGAAUCUAUGGUACUAUAAAUUGAACCACAGAAAACCUAUUCCCCAUGAGGGGGUUGCCACGAAAUUGCUUUUCUAAGCACUUUUUCGCACAACGGCCCACGGUGGUACACUAUUCCGCCCUGUAACGUCCUACCGCAAACUUUAUAGUGAUUGAAAACAAAUGGAUGCCGUUCAAGAAAACAUUCAAGUUCUCAUGCAAAUAUCUUUACAUUUAAAUAUAGGUCACUUCUCACAGUGAAGUUGCAUCAUGGUCGUGAUUUUACGGAUGAGUUUGACAAUAUGUCGAUGGAUUCGUUUGUAAAGACACGUCUCCUACCAAGUAAACUUCAAACAUUCAAUUCGAAACUUCAACGACGAACGCUUAAUCCCAACUAUAACGAGACAUAUCAUUUUGAUAUUGAAUAUUCCGAGUUGAGCUCCCAAGUGCUUUGUUUUGAGGUUUAUCGCUAUGACUGCGUUUCCAGACACAACGUUUUUGGCGAAGUGAUAGUGCCGUUCAAAGACCUGGGUUGUAGCGGCAGCGGAAAUGUUAUCAAAGAAAUAUCAAUGUCGAUGAAUAUAACUGAACCUGAUACAAUGUCAGCAGGUUUAUCCACUGUGAAUGGUUUUUCCAAUAACAAUGACAUCAUUGGUGAUAUGAAGAUACAAGCACAAAACGAUAUCGUCACUGGCUAAGAUGCUUGGUAAACAACCACGGAAUAUGCAACAGAAGGUGAUUGACACAUAUGUGCACAAAAAUUAGCCCAGUAUAUGACCUGGAGAUAUAAAAGAGUCAAUUUUUAAAAAAUAGUUGUUUCAUUAUGGUUCGGCCACAGAUUAGAUUUAACCAGUGAGCUCUAGUAUAUCUGAAGCAAGAACUUCAGUCAUCAAAAUACAAAUUUUGGCACACUCCUGGCAGCUUUCUUGUCGGACACAGACAAACACGAUAGAAUGAGACUGGGUUGACGUCCAAUAGCUUUUCAAUUUCCGCGAUCAUUGCCUUCACUUUUUUCGACUCAAGUUCUCGCUCCAGUACAUAUAGAGAUCACUGGAUUUAACUGACUUUAAUGAGUGGUUCGACUCCGAUACAUUUCGCACCUUCAUCAAGUUUUACGCACUCUUUAUACCAAAUGCUUUCCUUUUAUGUUCGCAUGACGGUAUAUAACAAUUGAAUUGCAGUUUGGUCGAAAAUAGCACGUUUAAUUAUUUCGGCUCAAUUUGUUCACUGGUGAAGAUCCAGGCUAUACCACAACGGUAAGGGUGGAUUUCCCACUUAGUCUUACAGAGAAAUAUUACGCAUUUACGCUUGAUUUCUUUUGAAUUGUGACCAUCCGAAUAAAUCAGUUCUAUGCUUGACCGCUGACAAUUAAAAGAAAUUGAGCGAAAAGUUUCGAGAAAUCAGCGAAAUUUUUCUUGCAAGUGGAAAUCCAGCUUAACUGUAUUUUUCGCGAUACUUUAUUAAAAUAAGGCCGUUCGUUUUCCACUUCAACCGUAUCGUAUCGAAGCGUAUUUCUUUGUUUCCUGAGCACUAGAGUGGAACCUAAUGACUUCGACACAAAAGAAAAUGCUACGCUACAUUACGAUUUAAGUGGAAAACGGCCUUUGGUAUCUAGCUUUUAUAAAAAUGGAAUCACGGGUGUGGUAACCAGGUCUUAUAUAGGAGUGUUAAAUUCAACUCUAAUUCUUGGACUGAAUGCAAUGCACUUGCCUUCAGAUUUCAUUUGCACGCAGCAAGUAUAUAUUUGGACCGACUUCCCACACCUUUACUUUCGUAUACCAUCGUGUACCUCGUUCUCGAUCUACAAUCUUGGAGAUAAUCCUUUUCAACCCUUUGUGAACGACACAAGCUUAACAUGACACAGCGUAACAUUGAGGUGGGGAGCUAGUGGGGUCUUAGGAGGAGCAACGUGAAUUUAUCGUAUAUGUGCAUGGUAUGCGAAUUUUACGUAGACUACUAGACAGUCUCAACAAUAAAGUUAUGUCCAAGAUAUUGUAGUUUCGUGCGAUAUACAAACACAGAAGGUACGCGAAAUAUAAUAUAUGAGACUGACUUAGCGUGAUAAAAGAGACGAUAUACACCCAUAUAUUAAAAUGAGUUUAAAUUUUAAAAACCAUGUUAUUGCAAUAUUGGAGGCAUUUUUGCUGCACUUGCAACGCAGAGAAAUUGAGAGAAUAUAUAUAUGGCCUUGGUUUUACUCCAAGUGAUGAAAAUGAAAAAUAUCGGCGGAGCGAAACGUGGGUCAUGACCAUGUUGACAAUUUUGUGUGAAUAGUUUUCUAUAAAGGCAUGAAAAUUGCAUUGCAAGUUGCAGCAAAAUUGCCUCUUGAAGCAUGGCCUCAAGCUCAGUCAGGUGACGCAAAUUAUUAAAAAAUCUGAAAGCUGUCCCAAAACUGUAAAUAAAUUUGGUUAGUGGUAUUUCAAACCUGCUUUUGAGGUAUCAAAAAGAGUAUAUUCUGUGCAUCCUGGGCCUAAAUCUUAAAAUGUUCGAAUGUCGUUUGGAAUGAUAACACAGGCGUAUAAUACAGAAACCUGACAUCAAAUGACACAGAUCUAGACCUACAAAGUCUUUCGAUUUUGGCGAGAGACUCCCACAUUUUGGUGACAUUAAUUAUCCAUCUCCCUCCCACAUGAAGACAAUUUGAAGAAAUCUUCCGCAUUCCUUGUGUUUUAUCU